UCUGUCGAACUGUUCACAAUAUGAAGCCGAAAACUCUGUGUUUGCCGUUCCUCAUUGUGGCGUUUCUUUUUGCCUCUGAAAUGCCAAGCGUCCAAGGAAUGAAUUUACCUAACGAUUUGUCGAGCCUUGCAGCACAAGAACUUAAUUAUUUGAUAAGCGGAGUAGCUACUGGCAUUAACGAUAUUCUGUUCGAACGCUCCACAAUGAGUCCAUUUAUGAUUACCAACAGAGGCAGAAGUGAAAUUGCAGAUAUUUCACAGAAAACAGAUGUAACCGACGUAGAUAUCGCAACGGAGAACUUGACAGAGAAGAAUGGAAGCGCAAAAGGAGAUAUACCGCAGGAAUUAUCAACAUUGCUGGAAAAGGUAUUAAAUUGGAUAAGUUUUUUAAACAUCUUAAAAAGAAUUCAAAGCGACACAAAGUAAAACCGUCAAAAAGCAAACACAAAUCGAAUACAAAAAUGGCAUGUCAUUGGUAAAAUAUCAAUUUUUUUAAAUAUCACAAUUUUUACUACACAAAAGUGUUGCAAGUCUAAUGAAAGUGUAAAGCAAGAGUAAAUAAAAAUAAUUGAAA
Messenger RNA from Bactrocera neohumeralis, 573 nucleotides. RefSeq lists its product as uncharacterized. The transcript has 2 exons. The record is from RefSeq and is a predicted model, not a curated record. Lineage: Eukaryota; Metazoa; Arthropoda; Insecta; Diptera; Tephritidae. The coding region runs from base 21 to 425 and encodes 134 amino acids.